AUGAGAGUGAAGACAUGUUUAAAGACUUUCAGUCAAAAACCACACAGCACAAAGUUAAAUGGCCAACGACCAUUACCAGUACGAGACAUUUUGCUGUACUCCCCUGGGGAUGGGUCAGUUACACCUCUCUGUGACCCUUACAUGCUUGCAUGAGAUGAACCAUAAAGUAAAUUACAUUGCCAAUAAAUUCAGUUUGACAGUCAUUGCCGUUUCAAAGAGUAUAUGUUUUCACGACAGUCCCUCUGCGAGAGGCAUAUGCAAUUAAAGCUUUACCGACCAACAAAGACAAACUGUAACAUGCUAUACCCACGCCAUAAUGUGAGUGUCGCUGCUUAACAUGGGUGAAAAUGGAGCAAGUUGAAAAAAACUGUGGGACAAACAGGGCUCUUGGCAAAGGUGUUGAAAAGUGAGUUAGUGGUGAAUUGUGGCUGAGGUGGUGUCAUGCAGAUGGCUGCUCCCGUUGAUGCGUUGGAGAAGUGACAUCAACAUCAACGGUCAAAUUUGCUUAUUGAUGACUGGGGGAGGGCUCCCUGUAUAUAAGAGAGAGAACCUCGCCCCCCACCAACAAAGACUGAUCAACGCGUUGACUGAUCCAGUUCGGAAAAAAAAAGUCACUUUUCUUGGAAUCGAGGACAAAAAUCCAGGUUCUAAAAUGCUUUCAAUAAGGUACCUCGAGACAUUGCUUCUGGUGGUCUUCAUUGCCUGUUACAUCACAGAAGCAAAACCCCUGAGAAAGAGAUCCAUCAGUGAGAUGCAGCUUAUGCACAACCUUCAGGAGCACAAACAAGUGGGCGACAGACAGGACUGGCUGCAGGAGAAAUUAAAGAAAAUCAUCAGUCCCAGCAACAAACCACAACAGGGGCAACCUGCAAAUGUGAAGAGUCUUUUGCUGAAGAGUGAUUUCUCAAAGAGCAUAUAACAAGUUCAACUCUUUGUUAUUCUUCAUAAAUGAAAACGACAACCAAACCUUAUGCCACUCUUUCUUUAUUUUAAUUCACAAAAUGUCCGGUAUUUUAUUCUUAAUAUUUAUUUUCUUGUUUAUUUUUUGCGUAUAUUUUCAAUAUAUUAAGUUUUCAUAUGUAUUUUUAUAGUUAAAUUAUUUACAUAAUCUUCUACUGCUUAGUAAGAGGGGUUUAUUUGGAAACAUUUGGGAAAUUAUAUUAAUUGCUUUUUAUUUUAACUAAAUAAAAACACUACUUCAUUAAGAUUAUUUUAUAACUUUACUGUGAAAGUUUUCAAGAUAGUCUUGUGUUUUUUUGAUUUUGUACAUUCAGAAGGGAGUUUUACCUUUUUUAUUUAUUUGGGGGGGGGUCCUUUAAAGUACCACUUGAAGAGCUUCCCUAAAAAUCCUUUUUCCAACAGGUGACAUGAAAACAUGGAGCUCUUCCUUAGAUUUAGGAUCACAAACCUUAAAGCACAUUUAAAUGUUGCACUUUGUUCUCCAAUAUUAGAAAGCAUCUUUCUGUCAAAAGAAGCUAAAUAGGGCCCUCCAAUCACCAAUAAAAUGAACUUUCAUGGUGUUUUGUUCAUUCUUAUCUGCAGUCAUGUCAUUGUGGUAGGUUCAUACAAGUAUUUUCCUUCCUCAUUGCAGGACACGGUAAGCUUGAUACAAACCCUUUGACCUUGGAGUUGUUUGAUCUUUCAGCACUACUCAGAAGUAUCUGUCUAAAUGUCCCAGAAAUGUCUCAGAAAUUUGAUUUGUUGUAUUAAAAACUAUCAAGCGAUGUUACUAGAACAGGCUUUUCACUCUUUUUCUGUUAU
Oryzias latipes (Japanese medaka) is the source of this 1761-nucleotide messenger RNA. Lineage: Eukaryota; Metazoa; Chordata; Actinopteri; Beloniformes; Adrianichthyidae. The record is from RefSeq and is a predicted model, not a curated record.